Molecule: messenger RNA, 2492 nt
Organism: Notolabrus celidotus (New Zealand spotty)
Lineage: Eukaryota; Metazoa; Chordata; Actinopteri; Labriformes; Labridae
Gene: aqp9b
Product: aquaporin 9b
Exons: 6
Coding region: 30-896 (288 amino acids)
Biological process (GO): glycerol transmembrane transport; water transport
Cellular component (GO): plasma membrane; basolateral plasma membrane
Molecular function (GO): glycerol channel activity; water channel activity; urea transmembrane transporter activity
Source: RefSeq, a predicted model, not a curated record
CAUCAAGGAGCCGCAAAAGAAAAAAAAACAUGGAAAACGAGAAGAAGAAGAAGCUGAAGGAGAGAUUUGGCCUGAGGCGGGACAUCUUAAAAGAGUUCCUAGCGGAAUUUCUGGGAAUAUUCGUCCUGAUACUCUUUGGAUGUGGUUCUGUGGCCCAGACGGUGCUGAGUAAAGGGGGUCUCGGGGAGCCUUUGACCAUCCACAUAGGUUUCACUCUGGGAGUCAUGAUGGCCGUCUACAUGGCAGGAGGAGUGUCAGGAGCCCACGUGAACCCGGCAGUCUCUCUGGCCAUGGUGAUCCUGGGGAAGCUGCCUCUAAAGAAGUUCCCUGUGUAUGUUCUAGCACAAUUCCUUGGGGCUUUUGCCGGAUCCUGUGCUGUCUAUGGGUUGUAUUAUGAUGCUUUAAUGGAUUAUACCAAUGGACAAUUCAUUGUUAGUGGUGAAAAUGCAACAGCCAACAUUUUUGCAUCAUAUCCUGCAAAACACCUCUCCGUCCUUAACGGGUUUGUUGAUCAGGUAAUUGCAACUGCUGCGUUGAUCCUGUGCAUCUUGGCCAUCACGGACAGGAAGAAUAUUGGAGCUCCAAAAGGAGUGGAGCCUCUGUGCAUCGGUCUGAUCAUCAUGGCCAUCGGCGUGUCCAUGGGUCUGAACUGUGGUUACCCCAUCAACCCGGCGCGAGACCUCGGCCCACGGUUCUUCACAGCUGUGGCUGGGUGGGGCAUGGAAGUAUUCAGUGCUGGAGGUUGCUGGUGGUGGAUCCCUGUGGCUGGACCCAUGGUGGGCGGAGCAGUUGGAGCAGGCGUGUACUUUCUGUUCAUAGAGUUACACCAUACUGAGCCUGAAAAACAGGAGGAGAAUAACGUGCAGGACAAAUAUGAAAUGAUUACUAUAAGUUAAAUCUUAGAUGUAAGGUUACAGAGCAAAUCAACAACACAGCUGAGUUUCACCUCAAAACACAAAAAUGCCCUUCCAGGUAAAGCAUUUAUCUACAUCUAACUCAGUGAACAUUUACAGGACAUUAAUAAAAAACAUCUAUCUGACUUCAUAUUAAAAAGUCAUUUAAACAAUUUCAUAAAUGUUUUCAAAGUCUCCUUUUGUAGAAUAUGUUGUUUAACUAACAGGGCUCUUUCAUAUAUUAAUGUUUUCAACCUGCUUGAUAAAAUUAAUUCUCUUUAAGCAUCAAACUUUUCCUUUCAGUCCAUUUCAUAACUUUGAAUGGAGAUUCUCAUUUACAUUACAGCUGUGCAGUAUUCUUUAUAGUCACACAGCGUAAUAUCAUUAGACACAUUUGCCAAGUUUCUCUACAGCAUUUUUUAUUUCCACAUUUUUACCUAAGAUUAGCAUGUAGCACUUAUAAUCCAGGUGAGUUUACAUGAAAGUGUAGUCAAGUCAUUAUUUUUAGCCAAUGUGUUACAGCAUGGAUGUUUAUGUAGAGUUCUUUCCUUCUAUUCAUUUCAUCCUUUGCAUGUGUAAACAGAUGUGCGAUUGAUUGCUUUGUUUUAUUGUGUUGUAGCUGUAUUACCCAUUUAUUUAGCAAAUCCUGCCUUAAAAAUGAUUACACCAGUUUGCUGACUUUUUCAACAUCUUUAUGUCACAGAGCUUUUGCUGUACUGAUGGAUAACAAAUUUACAAAAUAUUUUUUUCCAGCAAAAAAUGUUCUCGUAUGUCCGUGAAUCCUUGAGAAACUUGAUGCAUUUUAAACCUAAAGUUGGAUAAAGUAUUUGAAAAGGAACAAUAUUUCUUUUAAUUGUUAAAUGGAGGUGUAAAGCACAAAGGACAAUUCUAUGUAAAAUGUUCUUUUGAGAUUUGAAAUGCUUGUAUCCAGUGAGCACAGACGUGUAUAUUAGCAUGCUGAGGGUUGAACAAGCAUCAAAAUGAACCUUAAUCAAGCCUUGUACUGUUUAAUAACAAGUCUAAACAGUAAGGGUUAUGUAAUACACAAGAAACUGUGACAAUCACUUGAAUUUAGAGGGUUUUCUGUAGUUUGUUUUAUAUGAUUAUGUGAAACAGGAAAAAGUUAAGAGUUAGUGGCACAACAUCGAAGAGUGAUCCUAGAUUAAAUAUGUAUUUGGUACAUCUUUUGGUACAUUUCUUGCCCUGUUCUACACUUUGAUGUUGUCACUUCUGUCAUGAAAUAACCUCUUGAACUUUUUGUCUGUGUUUUUUUUGUUGUUAUUUCCAGUUGCUUUUUCUAAGGUAGUUUACUAACAUUAUUUUCUGGAGCACUGUAUGUCUGAAUAAGCUAUUUUUCAUUUACAUUAUUCUCUGUCAUUAUUCUCUGUAUCUUAAUAUUGAGUACAAUUUGAUGAUUUGAUUUGUUUGUUCACACUUGUUAUGUAGAUUUUCUUAAAGAUAUAAAUGAUCAGUGGUAGAGUAUUUUGUGGUACACAAAUGGAACUUAAUGUGAGUAUGAUGCUGCACAAAAGGUACCUGAUGUUUUCAUUCAUAAAACAUCAAACGUCAAAGGUUGAGUAAUAAAUUAUACAAACUCCA